AUGGAUUCGACCACGCAGACCAACACCGGCACCGGCAAGGUGGCCGUGCAGCCCCCCACGGCCUUCAUUAAGCCCAUUGAGAAGGUGUCCGAGCCCGUCUACGACACCUUUGGCAACGAGUUCACUCCUCCAGACUACUCUAUCAAGGAUAUUCUGGAUGCCAUUCCCCAGGAGUGCUACAAGCGGUCCUACGUUAAGUCCUACUCGUACGUGGCCCGAGACUGCUUCUUUAUCGCCGUUUUUGCCUACAUGGCCUACGCGUACCUGCCUCUUAUUCCCUCGGCUUCCGGCCGAGCUGUGGCCUGGGCCAUGUACUCCAUUGUCCAGGGUCUGUUUGGCACCGGUCUGUGGGUUCUUGCCCACGAGUGUGGCCACUCUGCUUUCUCCGACUCUAACACCGUCAACAACGUCACCGGAUGGGUUCUGCACUCCUCCAUGCUGGUCCCUUACUACGCCUGGAAGCUGACCCACUCCAUGCACCACAAGUCCACUGGUCACCUCACCCGUGAUAUGGUGUUUGUGCCCAAGGACCGAAAGGAGUUUAUGGAGAACCGAGGCGCCCAUGACUGGUCUGAGCUUGCUGAGGACGCUCCCCUCAUGACCCUCUACGGCCUCAUCACCCAGCAGGUGUUUGGAUGGCCUCUGUAUCUGCUGUCUAACGUUACCGGACAGAAGUACCCCAAGCUCAACAAAUGGGCUGUCAACCACUUCAACCCCAACGCCCCGCUGUUUGAGAAGAAGGACUGGUUCAACAUCUGGAUCUCUAACGUCGGUAUUGGUAUCACCAUGUCCGUCAUCGCAUACUCCAUCAACCGAUGGGGCCUGGCUUCCGUCACCCUCUACUACCUGAUCCCCUACCUGUGGGUCAACCACUGGCUCGUGGCCAUCACCUACCUGCAGCACACCGACCCCACUCUGCCCCACUACCACGCCGACCAGUGGAACUUCACCCGAGGAGCCGCCGCCACCAUCGACCGAGAGUUUGGCUUCAUCGGCUCCUUCUGCUUCCAUGACAUCAUCGAGACCCACGUUCUGCACCACUACGUGUCUCGAAUUCCCUUCUACAACGCCCGAAUCGCCACUGAGAAGAUCAAGAAGGUCAUGGGCAAGCACUACCGACACGACGACACCAACUUCAUCAAGUCUCUUUACACUGUCGCCCGAACCUGCCAGUUUGUUGAAGGUAAGGAAGGCAUUCAGAUGUUUAGAAACGUCAAUGGAGUCGGAGUUGCUCCUGACGGCCUGCCUUCUAAAAAGUAG
Messenger RNA from Yarrowia lipolytica CLIB122, 1260 nucleotides. RefSeq lists its product as uncharacterized. Gene Ontology annotation, molecular function: oxidoreductase activity. The record is from RefSeq and is a predicted model, not a curated record. Gene Ontology annotation, biological process: unsaturated fatty acid biosynthetic process. NCBI's taxonomy places the organism in Eukaryota, Fungi, Ascomycota, Dipodascomycetes, Dipodascales.